Hydractinia symbiolongicarpus is the source of this 485-nucleotide messenger RNA. RefSeq lists its product as uncharacterized. Lineage: Eukaryota; Metazoa; Cnidaria; Hydrozoa; Anthoathecata; Hydractiniidae. The record is from RefSeq and is a predicted model, not a curated record. Bases 65 to 460 code for a protein of 131 amino acids. The transcript is spliced from 3 exons.
UUUAAAAACUGAAAAAAAGUAAAACUUAUUCCAUACGAUAAUUUUGAGAAAUUUUUUAAGGAGUAUGAAGCUGUUGUUUUUAUUUUCCACUUUUUGUUUUGCAAGUGUCGGAAUAAAAGUCUGCUCUGCAUUGUCCUGCAACAAAUGCAACAGCGCUGUGUCAUGGACAGAUUGUAACAAGCAAGGUAGUUCGGCGACAUGUUAUUCUAAAGAUGAUGUUUGCUAUGCAGUCAAGAUGGUGCGAUAUGAUGGAAAAGCUUACCAAAUGGAUUGUACCACAAAAGAAUUGUGCACGAAACAAAGCCUCUGCCAUGGAGAUACUACAUACUGCAAGGUAUCGUGUUGUGAGACGGAUAAUUGCUGCUCAAAUGGUGAUUGUAAUGCUGGUGGAUACCUAAAGACAAAUGUGUGGCUUCUUGUAUUUUUCUUAUACCUUGCUUAUAUUCUGACGUUUCAAUAAAUACACAUAAUAUGAAGAAAAAGAA